Messenger RNA from Glossina fuscipes, 1572 nucleotides. Its product is annotated as fibrinogen-like protein 1. The record is from RefSeq and is a predicted model, not a curated record. NCBI's taxonomy places the organism in Eukaryota, Metazoa, Arthropoda, Insecta, Diptera, Glossinidae. The transcript has 4 exons. The coding region runs from base 41 to 1357 and encodes 438 amino acids.
CCUAUCAAACCCUCAGUCUUUUUUAAUCUCAUCGCUGAUAAUGCAUUUGUCCGUGUACAUCGCUAUAAUUCUUAUUGUGGAGCGUUCAUAUGGCACACAAGCUCAAGAUGUUACGAACGAGGACAUUAAAAAAGAGAUCGAUGUGUUGAAGCUCAGCAACUCAAAGAUCGAAGAGCAGUUAAAUUCAACGCAAUCAAAACUGGAACAGUUGGUCCCAAUAGAAAAAGUGGAGCUGGAAGCAAAUAAACUAGAUCAGAAAUUGGACAAUAUAUGGCAGCAAUUACAAGAAGCAAACAACAAAUCUCUCAAUCGCACUGAUGACCUUCAGGGCAGUUUGCAGAAUACCUCCGCCAAAUUGCAAGAUCAAGUCGCCGGUAUAGAAGUGCAACUAAAUGACACCAAUAUCAAAUUGGACUAUGCCUGGCAGCAAUUGCAAGAAGCAAACCACGAAUCUGUCGCUCUCAAUGAAGAACUUUGGAGCAGCUUGCAGGACGUCUCCACAAAAUUAGAAGAUCAAGUCACCAGGAUAGAAGUGAAAGUAGAUGACACAAAUAAUAAACAGCAACAAUCAGAAGAAGCAAGUAAUAAAACCCUCGAUCUCAUUAGGGAACUUCGAGAGCGCUUACAGGAUAUAUUCGUAAAAAUUAAUGAAAUUGCUCAGCCAACGAUCGGAAUUGAUAAAUUUAAGCCUUUCAGUUACAGUUAUCCGGAAAGCUGUGCUGAUUACAACCCCGAGUAUUGCGACAAUGAAACUUGUCGCACAAAGGUUCAAAAUUCAUCUGAGGAAUUUUUGAUUCCGUGUGAAAAUAGUGCGAAUGGAGAACGUUGGACUAUAAUACAAAGGCGUGAAGAUGGUUCCGUGGAUUUUCAGCGUAAUUGGAUUGACUAUAAAUCAGGUUUCGGUAGUGCAAAUGGUGAAUUCUGGAUUGGUUUGGAUAAAUUACACGAUCUCACCACCAAUCAAGACCAUCACGAACUAUUGGUUGUAUUAGAAGAUUAUAAUGGCAAUAUCAGGACCGCAACUUACGAUGCAUUCGAAGUAGGUUCCGAAUCACAACGUUACAAAUUGAAAUUGGGUUCGUAUGAAGGCGAUGCGGGCGACUCGCUACGUUAUCAUGAAAAUGCUGGUUUUCAUACCAAGGAUAACGAUGCCACCAGAAGGUGUGUUAAGUAUCACAAGGGAGGCUGGUGGUAUAAAAAUUGCUUAAGAGCCAAUCCAAAUGGAAUUUAUUAUCCCUCUGAAGUAGCAGCAUCGCUUGGUACAGGAAUAUAUUGGCGAUCAUUUGUCGAUCGCAAGUAUUCCUUAAAAUCAAUUAAAAUGAUGAUAAGACCUAAGUACACCCCAAGUAAUAAUUAACCAACUUUUCCUUUUUCAUAUAUGUAUAGUACGUUUUAAUAAAGCAAAAGCAAAAAGCAAUUGAAGACGAAUUUAUCGAUAUGUCAUUAAAUAUUCCCAGUAAAUGGAAAGGAAUAUAUCGGUGCAGUGUUAACCAUUUUAUGACAGAAUCCUGAUGGGAGAUUGCUAUGACUAUUAAUAUGACAAUAGAGUCGACGAAGAACUAAACACAAAAU